CCAGUGCGCGCGCAAGCUGACAAACCAAAGUUCGUCUCUCUCUCGGAAAUACUACACAGGAGCGCGCGGGGAGCGCUUUGCUUUUGCAAACACCAGCAGAACACCCUCAAACGCUUGAUCUCUGAAAGCGAGCACCGCGAUCCAGUGGAUUUGCAGGUACCUUGUUGGAACGUAUUUUGGGGAGGCGAGACGCUCAGCCGCACCAAUUCUCUGAGAUCGUCCAUCUACUGUCUUCGCAUGAAUCUACUAGACCCCUACCUGAAAAUGACAGAGGAGCAAGAGAAGUGUCUGUCUGAUGCCCCAAGUCCGAGCAUGUCCGAGGACUCCGCGGGCUCCCCGGGCUCCGGCUCGGGCUCCGACACCGAGAACACGCGCCUCGCGGCUCCGGACGCGACGCUCGGCGAGUUCAAGAAGGACGAAGAAGACAAGUUCCCGGUGUGCAUCCGAGAGGCGGUGUCUCAGGUGCUGAAGGGGUACGACUGGACGCUGGUGCCCAUGCCGGUGAGAGUGAACGGCUCGAGUAAAAACAAGCCUCACGUGAAGAGACCGAUGAACGCGUUUAUGGUGUGGGCGCAAGCGGCGCGCAGGAAGCUCGCGGAUCAGUAUCCGCACCUCCACAACGCCGAGCUCAGCAAAACUCUGGGCAAACUUUGGAGAUUGCUGAACGAGGGUGAAAAGCGUCCCUUCGUGGAGGAGGCUGAACGCCUCAGGGUUCAGCACAAAAAAGAUCACCCUGACUACAAGUAUCAGCCCAGGCGAAGGAAGUCUGUGAAGAACGGCCAGAGCGAGUCUGAGGACGGCAGCGAGCAGACUCACAUCUCCCCGAACGCCCUCUUCAAAGCCCUCCAGCAAGCCGACUCGCCCGCCUCCAGCAUGGGAGAGGUGCACUCGCCCAGCGAGCACUCAGGCCAGUCCCAAGGGCCGCCCACUCCCCCCACCACUCCGAAAACUGACGCUCAGCAAGGCAAAGUGGAUCUGAAGCGAGAGGCCCGUCCACUUCAGGAAAGCACGGGGCGUCCGCUCAACAUCGACUUCCGCGACGUGGACAUAGGCGAGCUCAGCAGCGACGUCAUCGAAACGUUCGACGUCAACGAGUUUGAUCAGUACCUGCCGCCGAAUGGGCAUGCCACCAAUGCAUCCUACUAUGCCACCUGGAUGGGGAAGCCUCAAAACGGCAGCCCUGGAGAGCAAGAGCAACCGAGAACGACGCACAUCAAAACCGAGCAGCUCAGCCCCAGCCACUACAACGAUCAGGGUUCUCCGCAACAAGCCAGCUACGGCUCCUUCAAUGUCCAGCACCUCCAGCACUACAGCACCUCAUUUCCAUCCAUAACCCGGGCGCAGUACGACUACUCCGACCACCAGGGCGGCGCCAACUCCUAUUACACCCAUGCUGGAGGUCAGAGCUCGGGCUUGUACUCCACCUUCAGCUACAUGAGCCCCAGCCAGAGGCCCAUGUACACACCCAUCGCUGACUCUGCCGGGGUUCCUUCCAUUCCCCAACCCAACCACAGCCCUCAGCAUUGGGACCAGCAGCCGGUCUACACACAGCUGUCCAGACCCUGAGCAGAUACCACAUCAUUCCCCCGUGCACUUUCAUUAUGUGCGCUGUUUUCAUGCAUUAACUCCUAAACGUGAUUCUUCUUAAGGUAAACUUGAGGUGUGUGCUCAACUGUGCUAUUUUGGGACACC
Molecule: messenger RNA, 1692 nt
Organism: Carassius carassius (crucian carp)
Lineage: Eukaryota; Metazoa; Chordata; Actinopteri; Cypriniformes; Cyprinidae
Product: transcription factor Sox-9-A-like
Exons: 3
Coding region: 238-1566 (442 amino acids)
Biological process (GO): chondrocyte differentiation; morphogenesis of an epithelium; negative regulation of transcription by RNA polymerase II
Cellular component (GO): nucleus
Molecular function (GO): RNA polymerase II cis-regulatory region sequence-specific DNA binding; DNA-binding transcription factor activity, RNA polymerase II-specific
Source: RefSeq, a predicted model, not a curated record